Molecule: messenger RNA, 522 nt
Organism: Diaporthe citri
Lineage: Eukaryota; Fungi; Ascomycota; Sordariomycetes; Diaporthales; Diaporthaceae
Exons: 1
Coding region: 1-522 (173 amino acids)
Source: RefSeq, a predicted model, not a curated record
AUGUGGCCGUCACUAAGCUUUGUACUCGCCUCGGCCACGGCCGCCAUUGCGUGUGUGAUUCCCGACGAGCCGCUCUCCAACAACAUCCCCCAAGGCUUUGCAAUUCAAUUGCAGAAUGCAUCAUUCCCAGAUAUUCACGAUCACUUCCUCAACAUAUGGGACUGGGGCCAGGGAGAUCAGCACCUUUUUGUUAGUCCCGCUGGAAACUCAACGAGCGAGCUGACGCUCGUCGACGGCGUCAUCACUCUGCCAUGGAGCCCGCCGCGCCGUGCGUGCAUCAACGGAGAGUACGAGGUCAAGGACAACACGACCAAGAUCUUCAUGACUGACCGCACUGACCCCCGCGCCAUCUUCAACGUCGUCUACGGCUGCAACCCGGACACAGACGCCCUGCAGACCGAGCUGCACAUUGCCUCUCGAGGUGAUUUGGCCCAAGGGGGUACCGUUGGCGUGCGGCCAUUCAAUUUCAUGUACGAUUUCCGCUGGACUCCGGAAGGGACCACGGGUAAGCUUGUCGCGUAA